AGGCGAACGACAUGGCACUGACCAUGGCACGGCUGUUCACGGGCAACUGACUGCUCUCCUCCUCAUCCCCAUUCCCCGCUUCCUCCUGCCGGUCCCCCGUCGCCCCCCCCAGAAUGUGUACUUUGUGAACUCGGGUUCAGAGGCCAACGACAUGGCGCUGACCAUGGCACGGCUGUUCACGGGCAACUAUGAUGUCAUUGCUCUGCGCAAUGCGUACCACGGCAUGUCGCCCGCUACCAUGGGCCUCACAGCGCACAGCACGUGGAAGUUCAACAUUCCUCAGCCACCCUCAUGCGCCGUGCGUACAGCGCCUGAGGGGGGCUCUCUUUCUCUUUCUGCGCCCCUUCUGCCCACCCCUUCGCCUCCAGUUUCCUUCCACUCAGGGCACUCAAACCUGACUCGUAUUGGGGGAGUAUUCGUUGCUCACAGUGUCUUUCGGGCGUCCCUGCCUUCCCCCAACCACCUUUUCCUUCCCCUUUCCUUCCUGUUUUCCCUCCCCUCGCCAGGGCUUUGGCAUCCAUCAUGCACUCAACCCCGACCCAUACCGGGGCGUGUUCGGUGCUCACAAUGCCUUUGGGGCCUCCCCUUCUCCCCUCAACCACCUUUUCCUUCCUCUCUCCCCUCCUGUUCCCCCCCCCCACCUUGGAAGGGCUUUGGCAUUCAUCACGCACUCAACCCUGACCCAUACAGGGGCGUGUUCGGUGCUGACGCAGCAAAGUACGCAGCUGACGUGGACGACCUUAUCCGCUCGUCUACGCCGGGCCGCGUGGCGGGGUUCAUUGCCGAGACCAUCCAGGGGGUGGGCGGCACAGUGCCUCUGACACGUGGCUACCUGCCAUUGGUGUACGAGUCGAUCCGGGCGGCGGGGGGAGUGUGCAUAGCGGACGAGGUGCAGACGGGGUUUGGGCGCACAGGAUCGCACUACAGGGGGUUUGAGACGCAGGGGGUGCUGCCAGAUAUCGUCACCAUGGCCAAGGGGGGUGGGCGCACGAGGUGCGAACAGGUGUUUGGGCAGACGGGGUACAGACGGGGUUUGGGCGCACAGGGUCGCACUACUGGGGGUUCGAGACGCAGGGAGUCAUGCCCGACAUUGUCACUAUGGCCAAGGUAUGAGCAUGGAUAUGGGCAUGGCAAGGCAUAUGGGUUUGGGUGCACAGGGUCGCACUACUGGGGGUUCGAGACACAAGAAGCCAUGCCCGACAUUGUCACCAUGGCCAAGGGUCGCACUACUGGGGAUUCGAGACGCAGGGGGUUACUACUCCCGAAAUUGUCACUUUGGCUAAGGUAUGAUGAGUACGGCCAAGGUUUCGAUAAGAGUAGCAAGUCCAGCAGUGCUUGUUGUUCUGCCGCCUUCAAUUUCCUACACAAGCCAAAGCCUACCUCCCUCUGCUCCCACCCACUGCAGGGCAUAGGCAAUGGCUUGCCGCUGGCAGCGGUGGUAACGCCGCCGGAGAUAGCAGCAGUGAUGGCCCAGGGGCUGCACUUGAACACAUUUGGCGUCAACCCCGUGAGCUGCGCUGGCGGCCAGGCUGUGAUUGGUCUUCCAUGCGAUGAUUGUGAUUAUCACUAUCUCUACAUCUCUCCGCUCCCACCCCGCCCACCACAGGGAAUAGGAAAUGGGUUACCCCUAGCCGCAGUGGUAACCACGCCGGAGAUAGCAGCAGUGAUGGCCCAGCGGCUGCACUUCAACACGUUUGGGGGCAACCCUGUGAGCUGCGCUGGCGGGCGGGCGGUGCUGCGCAUCAUAGAGGAGGAAGGGCUGCAGGGGAACUGCGCGCACGUGGGGGGUUACCUCAUGGGGAAGCUGCAAAAGCUUAAGGAGAAACACGAAGUGAUCGGGGACGUGAGGGGUGCGGGGCUGAUGCUGGGAGUAGAGCUGGUAACAGACCGGGCCGCCAAAACUCCCGCCAAGGCCGAGACACUUCAAGCCUUCGAGCGCCUCAAAGAUCUGGGCGUGCUGGUGGGCAAGGGAGGGCACUAUGGGAAUGUGUUCCGCAUCAAGCCACCCAUGUGCUUCACCACUGCCGAUGCUGACUUCCUCGUUGAGUGCAUGGACGUGGCGUUCUCAGAGCUUUAG
Messenger RNA from Closterium sp. Yama58-4, 2077 nucleotides. The record is from the annotation of a GenBank genome assembly. NCBI's taxonomy places the organism in Eukaryota, Viridiplantae, Streptophyta, Zygnematophyceae, Desmidiales, Closteriaceae.